Oncorhynchus nerka (sockeye salmon) is the source of this 5962-nucleotide messenger RNA. Its product is annotated as sentrin-specific protease 5-like. Gene Ontology annotation, biological process: proteolysis; protein desumoylation. Gene Ontology annotation, molecular function: deSUMOylase activity. The record is from RefSeq and is a predicted model, not a curated record. Gene Ontology annotation, cellular component: nucleus. The transcript is spliced from 9 exons. Lineage: Eukaryota; Metazoa; Chordata; Actinopteri; Salmoniformes; Salmonidae. Bases 2354 to 3046 code for a protein of 230 amino acids.
UGAAAUCGACACAAUCAGUCGUGAUGAAUUUUGUUACAGGCGUCUGGUCGUCCAGGAAAAGACAGUAUACACGAAAAUUAUGUGGUCCAGGUAUCGGCUCAUUUGGGUAAAUUCUGAAUUAAUUUGAGUCAGGCAAGACCAUACCAAACAUGCUGACGUCUGAUAGUGUGUGCUACAUUUUGUUAGAGAUUUUUUUUUGCUGCACGCUUUGGUCCCAAAUCCUUUCCGUGUGUUGUUGGAGGCUCUGACAUGACACACGAGGGCUAGCUUCAAACGUGGUUUAAAUUAGCUAGCUAGCAUACCGGUAGUUAGGAUUCACAGUAGCCAAUAAUCAACACAUUUGUAAUGCCGUGCCAGUAUGUACAUUGCCAGAGAGUAGGUAACGCUACUGUGAACUAGCUAGCAGAGUUAUAUAUUAGUUAAAUGAACCAUCUUAAAGGCAUGUUUCUCUCACCGUGUGGUGUCUAUAGUACGUCUAGCCGGUCGGCUGAGAAGGUUAACAAUGGCAAAAUAGAAGGCAAUGGUCAGGUGUCUUGUUUUCCUUCCUCGGACCCAACUGAAGGCACUCAAAUGGGGAGCCAUACCCUGGAGACCAUGACCUAUUCGAGUCAUUCACACAAACGCUGGAAGCUCUCAGCCGUCCAAUCAAACACAAGGCUAGAGCUAUUAGUCCCUCACUCACUCAAGAGCAGGGAAAAGUACAAACUUCAAAUGGAGCCUUCCAUUGUCUCUGCUCCAUUCCUCCCUCGCGUAGCUAUUAGCAACCACGGGCUUGAACCUGACUCAGAGUGCAUUGCUCCCACAGACAACACUCAAGCAAAUCUGAGAUCAGAUCUAAAGCAGAUCUCUGUGUCUCAUACCUGCUCUGACCUGCCCCUGAGUCAGUCCCCCUCCAUGCACUCCCCUUGCCCUCCCUCCACAGUGCACAUCAAUAGACAGCCCUUGCCAGUCACACACGCCUCUUACCUCUGCUGCAGCCCUGUAGCACAGGUCCACGACCCAUCCCUAACCACAACCGCAGACCCUAUUAGAUACACAAACCAUAGACGACACCGGAAAAGAGGCAUAAAGAACAACAGAAAAGGAGUCUCUCCUCUCUCCAUGCGACUCAAGAGGCAGUCGCGGCGCCGGUGUAACAUCCAGUUCUGGUGGCAAGUGUGGAGGAAGUGGGGGCACAGAAAGUGGUGGAGAGCCAGGUGUCUCCUCUGGUUCUCAAUGAUCAGAGCUAAAAGACUGGCGGAAACCAGGAGGCGCCUGUCUAUUUUCAACACACAGAUGUCUUAUACAUACACUGGGGAAUUGGAGGAAAGUCAGAAAUGGCAGAAGGUACGCAAGGGAAAAGAAGUGGUCACUACGGCCAUUGCAUGUGAUGGUCAAGGCCUGGACAGUGCAGAGGACAGCCAGGAAAAGGGGAGUUUGGAACAGAAGGUGUGUCCGUCUGUGGGCACAUCAGUGCUGUGUAGCAACCCUGUCAAGGAGGAGGACCAGGGCACAGUCAGAGCUAGGGAUACGGCCACCGCCACUAAACAGGACACGUUGGUGACAAAGCGACCAGUGCCGUAUCCACCUCAGAGCCGGUGGGCGUCCACGGACUUCAGCUGGGAAGCAACAACGAAGCUCAUCCAUGAGUUCCUUGACUGUUUCUAUGUGAAGUACGGAAGUUUCAUCCCAUUGAGCAAUAACGAUGUACUGAGGCACCUUAACAAGAAGCUGAACACUAACCUUACUAAGGGGCAAGUACAUAACAAAUACAACAGAGAAGACAUGGUUUUGGUUCCCUCACUUCAUAAUGCAAUAUGUGUAGUAUGCCCUGUUUUUCCUGAUCAUGUGGCCUGACUUGGGUAUACUAGGCCACGGCUGCCCAACCCUCUUCCUGGAAAGCUACUGUCCUGUAGGUUUUCAGUCCAACCCUCUUCCUGGAGAUCUACCGUCCUGUAGGUUUUCAGUCCAACCCUCUUCCUGGAGAUCUACCGUCCUGUAGGUUUUCAGUCCAACCCUCUUCCUGGAGAUCUACUGUCGUGUAGGUUUUCAGUCCAACCCUCUUCCUAGAGAUUCACCGUCCUGUAGGUUUUCAGCCCAACUGUAAUUUACCUGAUUCUAUUUAUUAGCUGUUUAUUAGCUGCACACCAAGCUGAAUCAAGUAUUUUAGGUUAGGGUUGGACUGAAAACGUACAAAACAGUGGAACUCCUGGAAGAGGGUUGGGCAACCCUGCUCUAUGCCCUAGCUGUAUCUUCUAUAUCUGGCCCUGGACAGCUUUAGACCCAAGGUAUAGCCUAUCCUGUUGAGGUCACAUGGUCAAGGAAAAACUCAGGGCCCUAGGAAUUAUGAAGCUCUCUACUAAAUAACAAAACAAUGUUCUGUUCUGCCCUCCUUCAUAGGAAGUAUUUCAUCUCUGUGGUAGUAAUGAAGUACCAGGCUGUCCUAGCGCAUAGAAUGAUGCCCGCUUUCCGGGUGGUCUACAACAAGCACACUCUGACACUGGAAGACUUGUCUACGCUGGACGAUCAGAACUGGCUCAAUGACCAGGUCAUGAAUAUGUAUGGAGAAUUAAUCAUGGAGUCUGCACAACACAAGGUCCAUUUCUUUAACAGCUUCUUCCACCGACAGCUCAUGACCAAAGGAUAUGAAGGGGUGAAGAGGUGGACCAGGAAGGUGGAUCUCUUCUCCAAGGAGCUGCUGCUGGUACCCAUCCACCUUGAGAUCCACUGGUGCCUGGUGACGGCCGACACCGCCAGCAAGAGUAUCCACCUCUACGACUCCCAGGGCAUCGUGUUCAAGGAGGCUGCUGAGAAUGUUUUAGGGUACAUACAUACUGAAGCGAAGGAGAGGAAGCAAACUGCAUUUCAAAAUGGCUGGAAGAUGUAUAUCAGCGAGAGAAUACCACAACAGACAAAUGAAAACGACUGUGGAGUUUUUGUGUUAGAGUACUGCAGGUGCCUUGCCUUGGGGAAACCGCUGCACUUCUCCCAAGGGGACAUGCCGACUGUGCGAAAGAGAAUCUACAGAGAGCUCUGUGAAUGCAAGCUCCAGGACUUACAAAAUUGACCUUUCACCUUUUCACCAUCCUCACUCACCUCACCUGGGUCAUACUAAUUAGGGCACACUAUAGAAAAAUGUUUUGCAAUGGUAAAAAAAAAAGUAGAUAUUGCCAAGAAUCCUUGAGCCAUAGAAAAGGGGGGGGGGGGGUUUGUCUCGACCCUGUGUCUUUGUGUUAGCUGAUAUAUUUAAUUAGUGGAGAAGCAUCUCCACCCCAUAUUCUGACGACCUGUUAUUUCAAGCCGCAUGGUAUCAGACUGACUAGCUGGCAUUUAUUUUAGCCAAUGGUGUAUCAGGGUGUAACAAAAUAUGUUGUGAUCAGUCUGUAAUGACAGCAGACUAGUUGGUCUCCUAGAUUUUUAUUUUAUAAAGAACUGGUAUGAACAUGACAACUCUAUAUACAUGUGUCCACUGUUUUUCAAUGGUUAUUGCAUUAUUCUACAUGAGCUUACGUUUAGACUAUUGUUGAAGGCGGCAGACCGAAUAGCAACUUACCAUUGAAUGUAUUGAACAUACGGAAUAUAUUCAAUGUAGUUUUUGUUCACACUUUCGUUAUAGUUUUGUGUUUUAGACGUUUCUGUAUGGGUCAAAUUUCAGUUUUUUGCAUUGGAUAAAUUGCAUUCAUUUAAAUGUAAACUGUUGUCCCUUAGAUUUGCAAUUUACUUUUAAGACUUAAGUUUUCCUAUUAUGUCAUGCCUCUAUCUCCCGGAGGCUCAGUUCUGUAACAGGUCAGCAGGAGGUUCAUUUGGAUCCGGGUUUGAGCUGUUAAAAGGUAAAUCAGGGCCCAUAUUCAUAAAGCGUGUUAAGGUAGGACUGCUUUGAGAAUACAGGCCCAGAAGGAUAUGUCAUGUUUUUUUGUGUUUGUCUUUGAAAGUAAGGUGACAAUCUGGAAUUUGUAUUUUUUAUUUAACCAGGCAAGUCCGUUAAGAACAAAUUCUUAUUUACAAUGAUGGCCUACCGGGGAACAACUGCCUUGUUCAGGGGCAGAACGACAGAUUUUUACCUUGUCAGUUCGGGGAUUGGAUCUAGCAAACUUUCGGUUACUGGCUCUAACCACUAGGUUACCUGCCCCCCCCCCCCCCCCCCCCCCAAUAUUGAACAAAGUUAUUGUAAAGUAUAUGUACAUAGUAAUGUUAAAGUAACAUAAAAUCCAUUUGAUUUAGAGCCAAUCUGUGCAUUAUUUUACCUAAUGUAUUGUACAUAUUUUCUCAACAGAUUUGAUAUGCAUGUUGAGAUGAUGAAUUAUGGCGAUAUAUAUAUACAUACAUACGUUUGGACACAUGUACUCAAGACAGGAUUUUUCUUUAUUUUUACUACGUUCUACGUUGUAGAAUAAUAGUGAAGACAUCAAAACUAUGAAAUAACACAUAUAGAAUCAUGUAGUUACCAAAAAAGUGUUAAACUAAUCAAAAUAUAUUUUAUAUUUUGAGAUUCAAAGUAGCCACCCUUUGCCUGGACAGCUUUGCUCACUCUUGGUAUUCUCUCAACCAGCUUCAUGAGGGAGUCACCUGGAAUGCAUUUCAAUUAUCAGGUGUGCCUUGUUCAUUUGUGGAAUUUCUUCCUUUAUUAAUGCGUUUGAGCCAAUCGGUUGUGUUGGGACACGGUAGGGGUGGUAUACAGAAGAUCCCUAUUUGGUAAUAGACCAAGUCCAUAUAUGGCAAGAACAGCUCAAAUAAGCAAAGAGAAAUGACAGUCCAUUAUUAAUUUAAGGUAUGAAGGUCAGUCAAUCUGGAAAAUUUCAAGAACAUUGAAAGACAAAAAUUGCAAAAACCAUCAAGCGCUAUGAUGACACUGGCUCUCAUGAGGACCGCCACAGGAAAGGAAGACCCAGAGUUACCUCUGCUGCAGAGGAUAAGCUCAUUAGAGUUACCAGUCUCAGAAAUUGCAGCCCAAAUAAAUGCUUCAGAGUUCAAGUAACAGACACAUCUCAUCAACUGUUCAGAGGAGACUUCGUGAAUCAGGCCUUGAUGGUUGAAUUGCUGUAAACCACUACUAAAGGACACCAAUAAGAAGAAGAGACUUGCUUGGGCCAAGAAACACUGAUGAGUCCAAAUUUGCGAUUUUUGGUUCAAACCACCGUGUCUUUGUGAGACGCAGAGUAGGUGAACAGAUGAUCUCUGCAUGUGUUGUUCCCACCGUGAAGCAUGGAGGAGGAGGUGUGGGGGUGCUUUGCUGGUGACAUUGAUGUAUUUAUAUUUCAAGGCACACUUAACCAGCAUGGCUACCCCAGCAUUCUGCAGCAAUACGCCAUCCCAUCUGGUUUGCGCUUAGUGGGACUAUUCAUUUUUUCCCCCAACAGGACAAUGACCCAAAACACCUCCAGGCUGUGUAAGGGAAAUUUGACCAGGAAGGGCAGUGAUGGAGUGCUGCAUCAGAUGACCUGGCCUCCAUAAUCACCCAACCUAAACCCAAUUGAGAUGGUUUGGGAUGAGUUGGACCGAAAAGCAAGAAAGCGGCCAACAAGUGCUCAGCAUAUGUAGAAAUUCCUUCAAGACUGUUGGAAAAGCAUUCCGGGUGAAGCUGGUUGAGAGAAUGCCAAGAGUGUUCAAAGCUGUCCUCAAGGCAAAGCGUGGCUACUUUGAAGAAUAUGAAAUGUAUUUUGUUGGUUACUACAUAAUUCUAUUUGUGUUAUGAUUCCAGGCCUCCCGAGUGUCGCAGUGGUCUAAGACACAACAUUUAAUUACAAUAGGUGUUACUGCAGUACCUGAUUCGAAUCCAGGCUGCAUCACAUCUGGCUGUGAUUGGGAGUACCAUAGGGCUGCGCACAAUUGGCCCAGCGUAGGCCGUCAUUGUAAAUAAGAAUUUGUUCUUAACUGACUUGCCUAGUUAAAUAAAGGUAAAAUAAAACAAAAAUUGUCAUAGUUUGUCUUCACUAUUAUUCUACAAUGUAGAAAAUAUGAAAAUAAAGAAAAACCCUUGAAUGAG